AUGGCGAGCUCGAGCACGACUGCCACUCGCAGCGCGUUCUUCUACGGUACCUUGCUGCAUCCCAAGAUACUGAAGCGAGUGAUCAACAACGACGGGAGUCACUUGGAGAUAUGCCCUGCGGUGCUGCUGGCAAACUUAACGGAUGUUCAGCAUGCCGAUUACCCAGGGAUCCUCCCGUACGAAAACAGUCGCGUCCUGUUCGAACGCGACCUGGAACCCGAGCAGCGCUGCGUGCGCGGCACGCUCGUCAGGGGUCUGACCGAUUCCGACGUGCGCUCUCUGGAUUUCUUCGAAGGCGCUGUACGUGUUUCAUCCCUUCGUAUCCAUAUGAGUCGCGAGGACCCACGCUCCACAGGCCUACCAGCGCGUGGUUGUGCCUGUGCACCCGUUAGGCGCGCUCGCGGCCCUGAACGACGCGAAUGCAGAUGA
Messenger RNA from Punctularia strigosozonata HHB-11173 SS5, 429 nucleotides. RefSeq lists its product as uncharacterized. Bases 1 to 429 code for a protein of 142 amino acids. The record is from RefSeq and is a predicted model, not a curated record. Lineage: Eukaryota; Fungi; Basidiomycota; Agaricomycetes; Corticiales; Punctulariaceae. The transcript is spliced from 3 exons.